GAGCUAAUACGUAUAGUCGAGCAGUGAGGUUACACUGUGGAUUAGACAAACAUCAUUGAAAAGUUAAAAUUGGUUAAAUAUUUGCGCGAGUUUUUGCAGGGAUGAUUAUUGACUAUUGAGAGAUUGAAGCUAUUCAAGAAUGAACGAUGGAUUGGCUUCAUUGUAAUCACUGUAAUUCAUGAAGUGACAGUACUGGUAGUACUUUUCAAAAUUCACUGCUAGUCUUGAUGGCCCAUACUUUUCAUUGGAGUAAAAAGAGAGUUAAACGAUGCAACAGAUAACUACAGAAAAAAUGAUUUCUACAAUAUUAACAGUGAAUUUCGGAAAGUAACCUGAGAUUUAAUGGUAAUUGUGUCUCAUUUCUUGAAAAGGCAGUACUGCUGUAUUUGCAAUACACUUAUUAAUGUUUUUUACACAUAAAAAUAUAAUGUUCAACUAAGAGAUAUUUCUUAAUGUUUAAAAUAUGCAGAUUAACGAAAUGAUAACGUGGAAAGCUGUACCUUACGGGAAAAUGUGUGGCCAUGGUCAACCUCGCACACGUUGAUCGCUGUUCGAUCUGUUUAUACAGAAUGUGAAUAUUAAGAAGUGGGAAAAUGUUUGUCAGGGAUCCCUGUGGAAUUGUCUGCAUUAUUGUGACAUACGUCGCGGUAUUUUAUGCGGACUAUGUCGUGAUACGAUGGAUUAUCUUGCACACAAUGCAAGACAGUUUAUGGGGUCCCUUUCAUGUUGUAAUAUUCAAUACAGUAAUACUGUUAUUGAUGAUGUCGCACCUAAAGGCAGUAUGUAGUGAUCCAGGAGUAGUUCCACUUCCCCAGACAAGAAUGGAUUUCUCAGAUAUACAUACAGGCAGUUCUAGUGUAGGCGACGAUUGUGAUGAAACAGAUGAUUGGACUGUUUGUACCAGAUGCGAAACUUACAGACCUCCUAGAGCGCAUCAUUGCAGAAUUUGUAAGCGAUGUAUUCGAAGAAUGGACCAUCAUUGCCCAUGGAUAAAUAAUUGUGUCGGUGAACGGAAUCAAAAAUAUUUUAUACAAUUUCUUGUAUAUGUUGGUUUGUUGGCUUUAUAUGCUAUAAUAUUGGUGACCAUAUCAUGGAUUUUAGACUGCCCAGAGUGCAGUAAUGAUGUUACUGUAAAACAGAGUCGGAUAUUGCAUUGCGUCAUACUGGUGUUGGAAUCUACCUUAUUUGGAAUGUUUGUUAUAGCAAUCUUAGUCGAUCAAUUUCAAGCAAUUCUUUGUGAUGAAACUGCUGUGGAACGAGUACAAGGCAAUCAUCAUUUUAACCACAAUAAGACUACUCCACAUACUCUUACGCUUCUCUCCCAAGUUUGUGGGAAGAGCCAUCCAGGAUUAUGGUUAUUUCCAUGUCACAAUCCACCACGAUAUUCAUAUAGAAGGGAUGCACAUUUAAUUGAUCAUCAAGUUUGAAUAGGCUAAAUUUAAGUAAACUGUGGUACACAAGUAUAUAUUGAGGCCGAAGAAUAGUGUUAAAAUAAAUCAGUUUUCAGUUCGACUAUCUAUAAAGGCCAUCAGAAAUGAAUAUGUGUCGGUACGCUUUCCCAUUAUAAUAGUAUUACCACUCACAGUUAACACUAGACAACCAAAUCCAUAAGAAUGACGGAUUUCAGAUUUGUUUUAAAUUACAGAAAUUAUUAAAGUGCUUUUCGAAUUAAUGUUGAUUUUUGUCGAGAUAAAAGAAUUAAUGUAUAUGCCAAUAUAAUUUCGAAGUUCAGUAUAUGUGGUACCUCGUAGUUUCGAAGUUCAGUAUACAGGGUGCGGCGUUUAUCCUGGCCACCUGGAAUAUCUCAAAAAUUAAAGUCCGUUGUUGGAUCAGCCCCUCCUUACCUUAAACUUUUUAUUUGAAACAUUUUUUUCUCCGGACUUUAGUUUCUGCGAUAUUCCAGGUAGCCAGGAUAACCGCCGCACGCUGUAUAUGGUACCUCAAUAUAGCAAUAACCUAAUGUUAAUAAAAGGCAACCUAUAAGUCUGCAGAUAUAAAAUGCUAAUUGAGUUGAACAAAAAACUAUAAAGUUACUUAUACUUUUUGCGAUAAUGCUACUAGCAAAUCUUUAAACUCCAGAUUAUGAGGCUUAAGUAGGACACUUCCUGGUAAUUAUUUAUAUUACAAUAAUUAUUCAUUUUAGAAAACACAUAUUCUGUAGGGCUUUUUAGAAUUAAUUGUAAUAAUACUGCAUUCCAUUGAUAUUUCCAUAUUUUAUGUAAUGACAAAUGAGUCAAACAUUGUAAAAGCUAAAUAAUCCAUUAAAACGUACAGACUGAAAUUAUAUUUGGAUAAAAAAGGCAUUUAUCUUUUUUGAGUCAUAUGUAAUAAUUACAGAAUGUCUUAUCUAAGCAAUCUGCAAGAUCUUGCUAUUGGACUAUGUCGCUUGCAUAAAAUCUGCAAUUUGCAGUAUAAUUAUAAGAUUAAAACAAAAUUGGCAAAAGUAAAUAUUUAAUUGAGAGGUAUCAAGGUGAAUUACAUAACAAAUAUUAUUUAUUCGCACAGUUUUCAAAUCUUUUAAUGAAAUGAUACUAAACUUAUGAUCACAAUAAUUAAUUUAGUAUUUGUAAUGACUAUUUUCCUGGGCCGAAAUACGAAAAAUCUUAUACUUAUUUGUUUAUUUAUGUAAAUAUAUGAUUCCCAAUCUUAUUUAUUCAUACUGAUCGAUUAAGCAAUUUUCAUAACAUUUAUAAAUUAUAUAUUUUAAUAGCUCAGUAUUAUUUUGUAUAUUAUGAUUGGAGUUUUAUCAAGCAUUGACAAUGCUAUGUAUAUUUGUAUUUUCAUACACAAAGCUUUAACAAAAUUUAAAAAGGAAAACGUGUUUUUCAGCUCAUGGAUUUAUAAUGCAUCUAACCGUUUUGUGUUUUGUGUUAUAUAGAUGAAUUCAGUAUUAUGCAUUUAAUUUUUUUAUAAUAUAAUAGUAGCAAAACUGUUAAGCUAGAGUAACUCCGUUCUCAGUAAUAUUUAUAUGUAUAAAUCUUUGAAAUCUAGAAAAAAAAAUUCGCUGUGUUCAACAGAAAUACCGCUGAGUGAGCAAAUACGCUUGGUUGGUCAAAUAUCACACUAUUGCAAGAUUAACGAUUGAAUGACCAAUCAAACGUAUUUUCUAAGUUUCUAGAACUAAAAACGAACUCAUAUGAUGAACAUAUUUAAGGUGGUUGGAUGACUAGGAUUCCGAGUGAUUCCAAGAUAGAAUUACAAAUUUUAUAAAUGUUUUACACAAUAGUAUCAAUUUGAGCUUUGCAGUUUUUGAGAUAUACAAAGUAAAAACGGUCUUAUCUUACUAUAUGAAUACAAUACUGUAUCCUUAAAUACAAACAAUUUUUUGAUUUGACAUUUUUAUUUA
This is a messenger RNA of Cephus cinctus (wheat stem sawfly), 3346 nucleotides long. It is a transcript of the gene Dnz1, whose product is annotated as palmitoyltransferase ZDHHC3. The transcript has 6 exons. Gene Ontology annotation, molecular function: protein-cysteine S-palmitoyltransferase activity. Gene Ontology annotation, cellular component: Golgi apparatus; endoplasmic reticulum. The record is from RefSeq and is a predicted model, not a curated record. Gene Ontology annotation, biological process: peptidyl-L-cysteine S-palmitoylation; protein targeting to membrane. Lineage: Eukaryota; Metazoa; Arthropoda; Insecta; Hymenoptera; Cephidae. The coding region runs from base 594 to 1427 and encodes 277 amino acids.